This is a messenger RNA of Ooceraea biroi (clonal raider ant), 1546 nucleotides long. RefSeq lists its product as uncharacterized. The record is from RefSeq and is a predicted model, not a curated record. Gene Ontology annotation, biological process: detection of chemical stimulus involved in sensory perception of smell; sensory perception of smell. Lineage: Eukaryota; Metazoa; Arthropoda; Insecta; Hymenoptera; Formicidae. Gene Ontology annotation, molecular function: olfactory receptor activity; odorant binding. Gene Ontology annotation, cellular component: plasma membrane.
UGCGAGCAAAUUAUUUCUAUAGCAGCUUACAUUACAUCUUGAUAUUUUAUGUUACUUUCGUCGGUAUAUUUCUGUUAACUUAGGGAAUUUUACAUUGGAAAAUACGCAAGAAGAAAAAUGUCAUGUAAUAUUCUUUAUUUAAAGAAAAGAGACAAAAACGGUUUAUCGCAGUAUAUCACUCCCAAAUGAGUGUGGAAGCUCGAACAAGACUGAUCUAUGUGAUAUGGAUACUCAAUUUCUUUAUAUUCAUCGACUUUCUAUGGUCGCAAUUGGGUUAUGGCCUUACCAUCGAACAAUGCUUGUUCAACUUCAGUGUUCUGUGUUUUCUCUUAGUUUGAUUAGUUUUAUUAUAUUUCAGCUUACAACAUUUCUAACUACAGAAUGGACUCUUGACUUUUUCGUUGAAAUUCUUUCUGCAUCACUUUAUCUUCUUGUGUGGGUAAUUCUAUAUAAUUCUUUUUGGAUUAAGACGUAUGCUGUGAAGCGUCUAUUGGAAAAUCUUCAGUACAUCUGCAGUGAGUUAAAGGAUGAAAACGAAAUUGCUAUAAUAAAAAGAUAUGGACACAUUGCAAAACAUAUUGCAAUUGGAUUAAUAUCGUUGACGAUGUUCAGUUUCUUCAUUUUCCUUCUUUUGCCAUUUCUGCCACGGAUUUUCGACAUCUUUUUCCUUGUAAAUAAAUCUGAGCCAUAUCGCAAUAUAUAUAUCAGAACUGAAUAUUUUGUCGAUCAAGAAAAAUAUUUUUAUUGUAUUUUGCUGCAUCUAUACGCAAACGUGUACAUAGUAGGAGGUACAGUAAUAGGAACAGCAAUAUUGAUGACUGGAUACUCUUCAUAUUUUUGUGGAUUAUUUAACAUUGCCAGUUACCGUAUCGAACAAGUAAUGCGGAUAAAUAGUGACGAAAUAACUAAUCGGAUGAACAAGAGAGAGAUCGACAAGACGAUAAGUCAUGCAAUAGACAUUCAUCGCAUAGCUUUUAAGUUUACUGAAGUCUUUUUAUAUAAUUUCAAGGGAACAUUUUUUCUUUUAAUAACGCUUAUCGUAAUUUGUUUGAGCCUUCAUUUGUAUGGAAUCUUUCGAACCGUUUGUUUUGUACAUAGCAUGGAAGAUUUUGUAAAAUACUGUAGUUUUGCGGUUGGCGCGUUAGCAUUUUCAUUAGUAAACAACUGCAUAGGUCAAGCAAUUACAGACCACCAUUAUUACAUAUUUUCAUCCGCAUGUAACGUUCGAUGGUACGAUGCACCUGUACGCUCGCAAAGAUUAAUAUUGUUUCUUUUGCAAAAAGGCACUAAGCCUUAUGCCCUCAAAUACGGUUUUUAUACAAUAUCUUUAGAAAACUUUGCUUCGUUAUUAAGCGCAUCAUUAUCGUAUUUUACUAUUUUAUGUUCUAUACAGAAGUGAUAUUAAUAUUAAUCAACUAAUAGUAUAUUAAAAUCAAGUAGUAAGCUCGAAGAUGAAUAAAGUACUUUCUGUUCUUAAAAGUUCCGUUCUUAAAUAACUGGUGCCUGAAAUUGUCAAAAAAUGAAUAAAGAGAAUGAAGCAUUUUCA